Messenger RNA from Striga hermonthica, 1581 nucleotides. NCBI's taxonomy places the organism in Eukaryota, Viridiplantae, Streptophyta, Magnoliopsida, Lamiales, Orobanchaceae. The record is from the annotation of a GenBank genome assembly.
AUGGAGUCAACGGCGGCUCAAUCUCCGUACGAGCUGCUGCUUCACGCGGCGUCGUUCAUACCAAUUUCUCACUGUAUAUUGGGAUUUUUCUUCAUUUUAAUCGUGUUUCUGUACCAUUUUCUCGAAAUCCACAUUCUGCGAGAUUUAUUCAGCGGGCUCAGGGGACAGCCCGUGGUUUUGACUUUCGAUCCUCGUUCUCAACUCUACCGCGAUGUUGUUUCCAAGUGUAGAACUCUUCAUGGCAGGUACUUAUCGACACCGUGGUUGUCAAGUCCGCAUCUUCAGACAGCUUUUCUCUACUAUUUCGGGAAUUCGCCUGUUGUUAAUUACAGAAGGCAGAUCUUUAUGACCUCUGACGGUGGAACUUUAGCUUUAGACUGGGUCAAGAAUGCCAAUGCUAAGAAACAAGACUAUCAAGUAAAUGAUGCUGUUCGGCAAGAUGAUAAAAAUCCUCUCAUAAUUGUCGUUCCGGGAUUAACCAGUGAUUCUAAUUCUCCUUAUAUCAAUCAUUUGGCUUUUAACAUGGCUAAACACGGAUGGAAUGUUGUUGUGAGCAAUCACAGGGGACUUGGUGGUGUACCAAUUACGUCUGAUAACUUUUAUAAUGGGGGAUGGACUGAGGAUGUCAGAAAGGUGAUUGACCAUCUCCACCACCAAUAUCCUGAAGCUCCUCUAUUUGUUGUUGGAACUAGCAUCGGCGCUAAUAUUCUGGUACAAAUUAUCUUAUUUGUUGUUGUUGUUGUUGUUGUUGUUGUUGUUGUUGUUGUUGUUGUUGUUGAAACCGCUGAUAGCCAAGUAUCUAAAUUUAUGGAUUACUUGUUUGCAGCACGUUCCGUUCGGGACUUUGAUGAUUGUGCAACUCGUGUUGUUGGUAAUUAUGAGACUGUGGAUACAUAUUAUAGGCGUUGUAGUGCUUCCAACUUUAUUGGGGGUGUAACGGUGCCCCUUCUUUGCAUUAGCUCGUUAGACGAUCCAGUAUGCACAAGCGAAGCGAUACCGUGGGACGAGUGCAGGCUAAAUACUAAUGUUGUCUUGGCUACUACUCAACAUGGAGGGCAUUUGCCCUUUUUCGAAGGAAUAGCUGCAAGAAGUGUCUGGUGGGUAAGGGCUGUUGAUGAAUUUUUUGUUGCUCUGCAAUCCAACCCAGUAAGAAAGAAAAAAGAGGUUGUUCCUAUUUCCUGUGCCAAUCCUCUAGAGUCUUCGAUAGAUCAAGCCCCAUAUGUGCAUGUAUCAGAAGACGGUAUGGUCGGUGCAGUAAACAAUGAAGUAGCCGCUCAACAAGAAGAGGAAAAUGUGCAUCAGAGCAAGACCAAUGACGAGGAGCUUGUCCAAGUCCAACAAAACAAAAACACAAAUACGAUUUUUAAUCAGCCACAGGGCACUGCUCGUCCCUUAGAACGCGACCUAGUUACCCCAGUAAAGAAAUGCCUAAACCAGCUUUCCCGUCAAAGUCGGAGUUCCUUGUGGCUGCUGGCAUACAUUGCAAUCGUUACUACUUGGCCAGUCGUGGGUUCGGCUCUCACGUUUUUCUUUAGGAAAAAGUUCAAGAUUUUUUCCUCGAGAACGUCAGUUAAAAGUUAA